Messenger RNA from Harmonia axyridis, 809 nucleotides. Its product is annotated as metacaspase-1-like. The record is from RefSeq and is a predicted model, not a curated record. The coding region runs from base 116 to 685 and encodes 189 amino acids. Lineage: Eukaryota; Metazoa; Arthropoda; Insecta; Coleoptera; Coccinellidae. The transcript has a single exon.
CCAGAAAGGUCAGUUAUCAUCGAUGACUAAUUCCUAUUUCAUUCCACAUAUAAAAUCCCAGUGAUAACACUUAUCUUCAUCAGUCAAAGAAGAUCAGUUCGUUGAACAUAUCAACAUGAAAUUGAUUGUAUUACUUGGUUUGCUUGGAUUCGCAUUUUGCGAACCACCAAGAUAUAAAACCACAGUUGAAGUGCAGAAAUCAGUGGAGAUACCGUUCACUGGUACGUGGGGAGAAUCCGCACCUCCUCAGCAGUCGUAUGGACCUCCACAAUCAUCAUAUGGACCUCCACAAUCAUCAUAUGGACCUCCACAACCAUCUUAUGGUCCUCCACCUCCAGCUCCAUCAUAUGGACCUCCAGCCCCAGCUCCUUCUUAUGGACCUCCACCAUCAGAAGAAGCAACGACUACUUCUGAACCUCCCACCACAACUAGUGAGGUAGAAACAACGACUGAUAAUGAGGUUGAAGGGGUUGAUGAUAUAAAACCAAUAAAACAAACAGGGCAGUAUUACGUCUACCACCCCUUCGGUCUACUGCAGAAAGUGGUUUACCAAACUCAAAACGAUGAGAAAAAAAUGGAAUUUUCGGCCCGUUUGAAGUACCAAGAUGUAGAACCUUUAGCAAGUCCAAUUUAUACUUACGAUUUGAAUACUGGGGAAUAUAUCAGGUUAGCCAGGAGUGUUUGAUGACAAUUGUAUUUUAACUGUUGAAUUUGAUGUUAUAAUUUGAUUGUGUUAUCGAUUGAAUAUAUUUAUUAAUUAUUAAGUACGAAAUAUUUCAUUGAAUAAAUCAAGACGUUUGUGAAUGUAA